AUGGACUUGACGCAUGAAAGGUCUUCGGUGCCACGGUACUUGUCAGGUCAUCACGUAGACAUACUAUCGAAGAGGAACUUGUCGCGUCCCGAAAUGAGCAAGGCAAAAGCCCUCGUUCAACGAAGCUCGAACUUGACUAAAUCCACAAACAGGACUUGGCGCGGGCGUGACGAUGCAAAGGAAGCAUGCGGCGGACGCUGUUGUUCAUCUACUUCGAGCAGAGGCGGGGCCAUGGUGGAUGCAGACGACGACGCAGCAGCAAACUUGACACAGGGGAGCAGCAGAGGGACUCCGAUGAGCGGCAUGAUGCAGGUUGGGCAGCGGAGCUUGACGGGUCCAGGCGAGGUCGCCGGCAGCAGGGGCUGCGACGUGGCCGGGCUUCGGCUGUCGACGACUCCGGUGGCCGGCGCGGUCGGUAGAGGAGGCAAGGACAAGGCGUGA
Molecule: messenger RNA, 441 nt
Organism: Triticum turgidum subsp. durum (durum wheat)
Lineage: Eukaryota; Viridiplantae; Streptophyta; Magnoliopsida; Poales; Poaceae
Source: the annotation of a GenBank genome assembly